UAAAUAUAGAGAUCAAUGUACGUGCUGCACACAGCGUCUCGCGUUAACCUCUGCAUUGCCACUCACCAAUUGGAGACUAGGACAAGCAAAACCACUCCCUUCUCCAAGCCUCGAGAGCUGCAGAGUGGACUUUACACCUGUCUCCGUCGUAGAGAGCAGAACCUACACCCACAGAGCGCAGCCAUGCCACUGUUUACCCGCGCCCUCGGCCUUCUGCGCCAGGCAAGAUCCCCCCAAGUUAUGAACAAGGCUUGGUCAUCCAAGAAAGCCCAGACUCAUGAAAUCUCCGCCGGGGAGCAAGCGAUCGGCCUUGGCGUGCUCUUCUCGGUCUUCCUGAUUCCCUCCGGCUGGAUCCUGUCCCACUUGGAAGACUACAAGAAAAGACCAGAAUAAAGGAAGCGACCUGUCCUAUGGGGAUCAGUCUGUGGCGCUGGAUGACGGUGGAAUGUUGACCGCUUGGGGCUGAAUAAACUGCAUUGUCCAUAUCUGCUCCAGGGGUGUCCUGUCCCUCUUGUGUAUUUUGUACUUAAUAAAGUUAUUCUAAAUCUA
Molecule: messenger RNA, 549 nt
Organism: Bufo gargarizans (Asiatic toad)
Lineage: Eukaryota; Metazoa; Chordata; Amphibia; Anura; Bufonidae
Product: cytochrome c oxidase subunit 8B, mitochondrial-like
Exons: 2
Coding region: 16-393 (125 amino acids)
Biological process (GO): mitochondrial electron transport, cytochrome c to oxygen
Cellular component (GO): mitochondrion
Source: RefSeq, a predicted model, not a curated record